AUGGAAAAAAAUGUUAGGAUAUAGGAAGCUGUUGUUUUAAAUUAAAAUUAUUUAUGUUUAUUAGUGAAUUUUAAAGGAAUUUAAAUAUGGAGAUUUAACGAAGAAAGUAAUGAUGAGCCUUAUUAUUAAUGUGUAAAAACAAUCUAAAAGAAUGCUUGCUCAGCAUUGAGCUAUUCGAAUAUAAUUAAAAGAUUGCUAUUUGUUACAUGUUAAAUAAAAAUUGAAUCUUACUAUCUGAAUUGCGAUGAUAGUUAAAAUAUUUCAAUUAAGCAUUAAAGAAGCGUUUAAUUAAUUGCAAACUAAAAUGAACAAAAUUUAAACUAAAUUCAAAAGAUACAACAAAUUAGCUAAAAAGGAAGUAGUUUUAUUUUGAUAGAAUUAGGCUAAAAAAUAAUUUUGCUCAACAACAAUUUUAAAAUGAUAAGAAGUUUAAACAUAAAUAAAAAAUCAAUAAUUUCAACUUCAAUCCUUUCUUUUGAAGAUAGAUUUUAAUCUUCUUAAUAUUUAAGGUAUUACAAUUACUUAAGUAAAUCAAGUAAAUCUAUAGUAAUUACUGGUUAGUCAAGGUAUUUUAUAUUAUGGGAUAUUUAUAAGGGAACAGAAAUCAAAGCUGUCAAUGCUCAUUAAUCGGAUGUAUGCUAAAUAAAAUAUUUAAGAUUAAAAGGAAAAUGGGAUAUGUUAGCUACAUCAGCCAGAAGAGAUAAUGAAAUAAAAAUUUGGGAACUCACUAGCUUGUAAUGUAUAUCAACCCUAAAAUAGAGCACGAUAAAAUAUCUCCUUGACUAUAAUUCUUAAUUAAAAUAUUUACUUGCAUAUAGUAUUCUCUUUGGUAAAAAGACAAAUUAUACUACUUUAGAGAUAUGGAAAAUUAACUAAAUUUCAUAAAAAUAACUGAUUAUUAAGCCUUUAGAUAAGCUUAUAAAGGUAAAAGAUAUUUAAGUUGAUUAAGAGCAAGGUUUUAUAUUAAAAAAUUAGAAUUUAAAUGAUUAUCCUAUAAAUAAGAAUUAUACUAACAUUUUGAAAGAGUAUUUCAAUGAAAAUAUAUCUUAAAUAAUAUUUCAUGGAGAUGAUAAAAUUUUAGUUGUUUUCUUGACUGGUAAUUACAUAAUCUAAAAAGUAUAAAUAGAAUAAGAAAAGUGA
Molecule: messenger RNA, 1140 nt
Organism: Tetrahymena thermophila SB210
Lineage: Eukaryota; Ciliophora; Oligohymenophorea; Hymenostomatida; Tetrahymenidae
Exons: 2
Molecular function (GO): protein binding
Source: RefSeq, a predicted model, not a curated record